AUAGGAUAGUUUUUAUCCCGGACUUCUGAGUUCUCUUGAAAAUGCGAUAUGACCGACCUCGACGCGGGCGAAGCCGCGGGCGGAAAGCUAGUUAUGUAUAAAGGGACAAGUGCAUACAAGUUUGAUGGUAAAACAAAUAAAGACGGAAGUAGAAACUAAUCCAAGAAGCUUAUCGAAGCUCGUUUAAAGUCGCAAGUUGCGUACGGGUCGUGGUAGGGGGCGCGCCGCAGCCUUCGUUCAGCUCGGCCCGCAGUUGAAACGCGUCGCGCGCGCAGGUCGCCGUGCGCGCGAACCGCGAAAUUUCCGAACACGCCCGCGCGAGUGAUGUCACAAAGAGAACUAGUGGUUACUGUGCUGUGAUUGUGAAUUAACUAUGGUAGCCAUGGUGGCAUCAGCGUCUGGAUAUGGCACCUUACGCCGUUUUCUAAGCGUGCCUGAGGGCCAGCACUCCGCCGCCGAGGCAGGGAUCGGACCGAGCAACUCCGUUGCCGUCUCGUCAAAGCAACGGGCGUCAAUUAAAUGGCUGUUAUCGAAGGCGUUCAACAACAGGGUCCCGGAUAACCUUCAGGAGCCCUUUUAUAGGGAUCAUGAGGAACAAGAACACCUGAAGCCGCCUAUAGUGGGGGGUCUGGCGAACGCAGAGCUGUACUGCCUGGCGCUCGCCAACAUGUACUCCGAUCCCAACUACCACAGCCUGAACCACUGGAACAUACUCCAGACCUUCGCGAGGAAGGGCGUGCACGUGCCCGACCCGCCCGACUGCUCGCUAACCGAAACCGUGCUCAUACAAACCAACCCACUCAAAAUGGGUGCUCAUAUGGCUGUGAUAGAAGCACUGAUGGUGCUGUACGCGCGGGAGGUGGUGACGCCGGACCGAGUGGCGGCAGCAGUGCAGCGGUUCGGCGCGGGGGCGCCGCCGCUCACCAGCUCGGCCGCGCCGCACGAGGACGGGAUCCUGUGCUGGAUCAACGCCGCUUGUGCUGCGCUUAAUAAGGCUGAGGAGGACACAACAUCGCACGUGCCGAUGUUGAAGAGCCUCCAGGAAGUGUGCGACGGCACGGCGCUGGCGGCGCUGAUCUCGUUCUACUGCCCAGAGGCACUCCCCCGCACGGCCGUGCGUGUCGGCCGCAUGGCCUCCAUACAAGACUGCCUGCACAACCUCAUGCUGGUCCACGACUUCUGCCGGACCGCGCUGCCGCACGACGUGUUCCAUAUGAUGCCCGAGGAUGUCACUUACAUGCGAGGGUCAAUGAGACAAAAUUUAGUAGCAAUGCUCGCCGAUCUCUUCAAUAUGUUAGAAGUUCACCCAGUCAAGUCUGUUAAAUACCCUGGAACUGCGGCGGCGGACUGCAACAGACACGGCGUGCGGCACGCGCGGGGCCUGGCGCCCGCCGCGCCCGCGCCCAUCCCCGCGCUGCGGGCCGCGCCGCCCUCCGCGCGCGCCGCCGCGCUGCCGCCCUUCGCAGGUACCAGCGGGACUCCACUACCGGAAAGCCUCUACAAACUCUCUCACACCUUAGUCCUGGUGCCUUUAAAAUGGGUAUUUCCUCUCGAUGGGAUUCUUAUCCUUUUCCUCUUAACCUUGCCCCCGGGCAGCGGGCGGUCUCGCGGCGGUCGCGGCGGGCCGCGCUCGGCCAGCUCGACGCCGGAGCGGCGCUCGGCCAGCCCGGCGCGCAGCCCGCCGCGCAGCCCGCCGCGCAGCCCCGCUCGGGAGGACUUCGUGGUGCACCGGCCCAGGCAUGUGGCCACGCUGGCCGCCAUGGCGCGCAGGGGGGACGACCCAGGAAUGGACAUGCCUACAACUGCAGCAGGUCGGCCGUCCAACUGGGCCGAGUCCCGUGACGCCUCGUUCGCAGGUCGCCGCUCGCGCCGCUCUUCCAUCACAGAUGACAGCCAGCUUACCGUAGAGAACUUCGGCGGCUCACAGGACCGCCUGCACUUCGCAGGACGGAACCCCGAAAAGGAACUAGCGACUCUGGCUAAUGUUAGAAAAAUAUCUGCUCCUUCUGGUCCCCUUGACUACAAUCCGCCUCUGCGUUCGUCCCGUCAAGACAUUCGCGGUUCGAUCCAAUUUUUCGAUUACCAAAAUGGCUCUCAGACAGAGGAACGACAAAAAGUUGAAAGACAAAACUCACAACCUCAGAACUCACAACCACAAACCACAGAGAACGAACCGUUCUUUCCGAUACGGAGACAACUGAGUAGCGAUACGAUAACGUUAAGGGAGCGACAGGAGAGCUUCGGGUUCCAGUGCAAGGGCGGCGGCGACGGCGGGUUCUACCUCAACAACCGCGACGACACGGACGGGGACGUCGGCAAGACUAGCUUCGCAGACCUCAACAAGAUCAGGAGUAACGGUGACCAGACAGGUAUUCAGUCGCAGUUCGGUCAGGAUGAACCGACGGAGAGGCGGAAAAGUACGUCGUUUUCCACACCGCCCCCGAACACGACCACGUGGCAACAACAGUUCAUGCAGCAAGAACAUCAACCAAACGGCGACGACCUGACAGACGACGCGAAUAACCCAUCAAGCGGUGGUCAAAUGGCCGCUCAGUUGAACAACAUCCGACUCAAGCUAGAAGAGAAACGGCGACGCAUCGAGCAGGAGAAGCGCCGCAUGGAGGUGGCCGUCAGCAGGCAGCGGCAGCAGCUCGGCCAGCAGGCCUUCCUGCAGGCCGUCACCAGGGGCAAGGGCGCGCGCACGCCCGCAGACGACGACCCCAAGCAGGACCCGCCCGCGCUACAGGUGAGGCACACGGCUGAUGCGACAUCAUACUUACGACAUGUGGUCGAGCCGCCGAGUCAAAGGGAUUCAGUGGACAACGCUGUCUUGGAACAAUACCAGCAAUCAAUUGCUAAAAUGAACUCCAGCCUGCAGGACAUACAGAGCGACAUCGCGCGGCUCGCCAGCCAGCAAACACAGUUACAGCAACAGCAGCAGCAGCAACAGGCCAAACAGCUGUUCCAGCAGCCGCAACUGCAGAUGCAGCCGCAAUUACCGCAGAUGCAACCGCAAUUACCGCAGAUGCAACCGCAACUGCCGCAAAUGCAGCCGCAGCCGCCGCAACCCCAGCCGCCUCAGUCACCCUACCAAAUGCAACAUCAACAACAGUAUCAACCAAACAUUCCACAACUGCACAGCCAAUUCAGCUCACAGCACAAUGUGUCCCGGCCUGGGCUCUCCAGCUUCGGUUCCACGCCACACAUACCGCGCGAAUUCCAACACCAACAACUGCAACAAGUGCAGCAACAGCACCAACAACAGCAACAUCAACAACAGCAACAGUUCUAUAACUACGAUCAGCAACAGCAACAGCAGCAGCAAUACCCACAGUAUCAGUAUAGAGAGAUAGAGGAUUACGGAAGGCAACAGUUUUACCUGCACGACGCCGCGCCCGCGCCGCGCCGGACGUGGGCGCAACACGCGCAGCAGCAGCAGCAGCAACAGCACGAGACUGAAUUGCGAGGGUGGCAGCUGCACCAACAACAUCAACAAAAUCAUCAACAGCACCAACAACAGUUCGGUCCGUCGACUCCGGAACCUCCACAACGGACGUGGAAGUCUCCGUCACCGCAGCCGCCGCCCGACCGCAACUGGCAGCCUCAGCAGGGCUUCGUGCUGCACGACCGGACCAAUCAGCAGCCCUUCCAAGUACAUUAUAACAACGACCGGUACCAAAACGGCACCGAGAACAUUCGAGAACCGCAAAACCAUUUAAGCUACACUGUGAUAAACCCUAACCAAUACGUGUCCCAGUCGCCGCCGCUGUCGGGCAGCCCGCAGCGGCGCGCGCGCACCCCGCAGCGGCAGGGCUCGCUGCCCGAGGCGCGCCGCCCCGACCCCGUUAGCCUGCAGCAGCUGCAGCCGCCGCCCGACGACAUGGAGCCGCAGAACAUCUCCUUCAUCGGCAACGCCGAGGACGACGCGCUGCGCCAGGGAAUCAAUAGACUGAACAUUUCCUCUGGCACCAGGACCUACCGCAUCCCCUCCCCCACGCGGCCCUCGCUCAGUAGAAACUCCUUUCAACAGCUCGAUCAGGAAGAUACCGCGGAACAGAACGAGAAAGGCUUUUAUAUAUCGUUCGACAAUGAUCAGCCGAAGCGGCCGAAACCUCCAUUGCGGGCGAAACGGGGCUCACCUAAGAAAGAAAGGUCGACAGAUAUUAGUCCGGAACGUAGUCCGGAGAACACAUGGAACGAGCGGUUACCGCAGCCGGCGCACGAAGAAGAGUUCGUGGUUCAUAGGAAUACGGGGUUGGAGCAAACGAUACGAUCUAAUGACGUUUCUUCGGAGCGCAGAGAAACGCCACCUAGAGAGCGACCCCAACGCUUGAAUAAUGCCGAACCGGCGGCGUUAGUCAUCGGCGAGCUGAAUCCUGACCCGAACUCGGCGGAGGAGAUGGAACGCAAGAAAGAGCGCAUAAUGCUCCUCUCGCUGCAGCGACGGCAGCGCGCGGACGAGGCUCGCGCGCGGGCGGAGGCGGCGGCGGCGGCCCGCCGGGCGAGGGACGAGAGCGCCGCCGAGCUCAAGCUGCAGCGCAAGGAGGAGCAGGCGCGCCGCCGCGAGGCCAUCCUGCACCAGUACAAGCUCAAGAAGGCCAUCGAGGAGGCCGAGCGAGAGGGCAAGGUACUGGACAGGACGGAGUUCAUGGAGAGCAUGGGUCGCGGCGGCGCGGCGGCCCCGGCGGGCGGCGGCGCGGGCGGCGCGCGGCUGCGCGGGCGGCAGGCGGCGCGCGCGCGCCCCAAGACCAUACACGUGGACAGCUCCGCGCUGCACGCCGCGGAACACAAGCACCCCUCCACGCCACUCGCAGCGGGCGGCACCAUGCGGCGCGACUACUACCGCGGCUCGCAGGACAGCCUCGCCGAGCGCGCCGGGCUCUACAGAGAGUCCCCGGUGGAGGAGCGCGGCGGCAUCCCGGGCAGCGCGUCCAGCGGGCCGCUGGGCCGGCGCGGCUCCUGCAAGACCUCGCGAGAGCGCGUGAAUGAGGAACCACAGUCUUCACGUGGAAGGUCUAAAUAUUCCAGUUACCAGAGUAACUUUAAGGCGGGACGGAAGUCAAGCUCUCUUAUGAAUUUGUGCGACUCGGGGCUGGGGCGCGCCACGCCGCCGCGGCGCGCCGCCUCGCCCGGCGUGCGCGCGCUGGGCUCGCCCGCGUCGGGCCCCGGCUCGCUGCCCGGCUCCCUGCCCGGCUCGCUGCCCGGCGCCAUCGGCAAGCGCCGCCACCACAACAACAACGACGACACCUCCGACGUGUCCUCCACGCACUCCUCCAUCAUGGACUACUCCGGUCCUCGGCUGUAUAAGCAGCCGACGACGAAGUCGAACCGCGGCAUAAUGCUGAACGCGGUGGAGUACUGCGUGUUCCCGGGCGCCGUGAACGCGGAGGCCAAGCGGCGCGUGCUGGAGGAGAUCGCGCGCUCCGAGAGCAAGCACUUCCUCGUGCUGUUCCGCGACGCCGGCUGCCAGUUCCGCGCGCUCUACUCCUACUGCCCCGACACCGAGCAGGUGGCCAAGCUCUACGGCACCGGGCCCAAACACGUCAACGACAGGAUGUUCGAUAAGUUCUUCAAAUACAACUCGGGCAGCAAGUGCUUCUCGCAGGUGCACACGAAGCACCUGACGGUGACGAUCGACGCUUUCACGAUACACAACUCGCUGUGGCAGGGCAAGAAGGUGCAGCUUCCCAGCAAGAAGGACAUGGCGCUCGUCAUUUAGACGGCCACGCGUUCUACUAAAUUUUAAAGAAUCCAUUAUCUAGUCGCCGGCGGCAGUCGAGUCAAGCCUUUUUACUCUUCAGUUUAACGCUAUGGUAGGGCAAUAGUGCCAGUGUCCAAUACAUUGUAUUUUAAAGAGUCGGUUAGUGCGUUUUCCUCGGCGGAAGCUGUUUUAUUGAACAUGAAAAUUAUGUUAAUUUUGCUUGUGCAAAGGUGUGUUGUCGACCGAUGUGUUCUGUACCGGCCGCCUCGUUCGCCCGUCGCCGUAAGCUGUAAUCAAUCUCGAGUCAUAGUAAUCAAUUGUAGGUAAUCGCGAACGACGGACGAGGCGCGGCCCGCGGUGCCUGUGUCAUAUUGUACAGUUAGGGAGGUUGUCGGCUCGAAUCGAGUUUGUUAUGUGUUAGCUUCGGCCGGCGCGACCGAGAGCCGCGAGUUGUGUUAGUUCCGCGCCGGAUAACGUAUGUAUGCGUUGAUUGAUGCUGCGUUAGUUCCAAAUGUGUUACUCAGUGUAUAAUCGCAAUGUUUGCCAUAUGUAUUAGUGAGAUGGUCGAUACGUUCCAAAUUAUCAAAUUGUCUCAAAAAUGUUACAGCCAAAAUGUCAAAUUACGUUUGGUAAUUUAGAUUCAUAAUUUUGUUAAGUAGAACUGUCUCCUCACAUAUAAAGUAACAAGUUCACAAACUAAUAAUAUUGCUUAUUUGUUAUAAUAUUUAACUCGUUAGUGAUUAUGUUAAAUUUGACUGGAGCUAAGAUUUGUUUAACUGACCCCAUUCAAUGUUAAUUCAAUUCCCAUUUUUUUACUGCUUGUAUAGCUAAAAGUAAGACGAGGCACAUUUUACGUGGUAAUUGUACUGCCUUAUCCUGUAAAUAAUUGUUUUUUUGUAUACAGCUAUUUAUUAAACGAAUGUUAAAGGAGAAUUGAUGAAUAUCAUUUUUCAUUGUUUAAUGAUUGGUCAUCAAUAAUAUACUACCGAUAGUAUAUGGUAUGCAAAUAUAUUGUAUUACUUAAAACCAUAACGAAAUAAUAUUGAAUUUCAUAUUAA
Trichoplusia ni (cabbage looper) is the source of this 6759-nucleotide messenger RNA. RefSeq names its product patronin-like (gene Patronin). The record is from RefSeq and is a predicted model, not a curated record. NCBI's taxonomy places the organism in Eukaryota, Metazoa, Arthropoda, Insecta, Lepidoptera, Noctuidae. Gene Ontology annotation, biological process: negative regulation of microtubule depolymerization; neuron projection development; cytoplasmic microtubule organization. Gene Ontology annotation, cellular component: microtubule minus-end. Gene Ontology annotation, molecular function: microtubule minus-end binding; calmodulin binding; spectrin binding.